AUGCAGGCCACGCAGACCAGGUCGUUCAAGUCCUCCGUCGCCGGGGCCACGGUGCCCCGCACCGCGGCGCGCAAGGGUGUGCGCUCGGCCGCGCCCCGCGCCGUGCAGGUCCAGGCCAAGGCCAAGACUGUGGUCAUCGGCCUCGCGGCCGACUCCGGCUGCGGCAAGUCGACCUUCAUGCGCCGCGUGACGGGCGUGUUCGGCGGCAAGGCCGAGCCCCCGGCGGGCGGCAACCCGGACUCGAACACGCUGAUCUCGGACAUGGCGACGGUGAUCUGCCUGGACGACUACCACCUGCACGACCGCCAGGGGCGCAAGGAGGCGCAGGUGACGGCGCUGGACGAGAAGGCGCAGAACUGGGAGAUGAUGUACGAGCAGAUCCGGGACCUGAAGGACGGCAAGGCGGUGGACAAGCAGAUUUACAACCACGUGACGGGCGUCAUGGACCCGCCGGAGCGCAUCGAGUCGCCCGAGGUGCUGAUCAUCGAGGGCCUGCACCCCUUCUACGACGAGCGCGUGCGCGAGAUGUGCGACUUCAAGAUUUACCUGGACAUUUCGGACGAGAUCAAGUUUGCGUGGAAGCUGCAGCGCGACAUGGCGGAGCGCGGGCACUCGGAGGAGACGAUCAAGGCGUCGAUCGAGGCGCGCAAGCCGGACUUCGACAAGUUCGUCGACCCGCAGAAGGAGUACGCGGACGUGGUGCUGCAGGUGCUGCCCACGCAGCUCAUCCCGGACGAGAAGGAGGGGAAGAUCCUGCGCGUGCGCAUGAUCCAGAAGGAGGGCGUGGAGGGCUUCGAGCCCGUGCACCUGUUCGACUCGGGCUCGACGAUCAGCUGGGUGCCGUGCGGCCGCAAGCUCUCGUGCUCGUUCCCGGGGAUCAAGAUGUUCUACGGGCCCGACACGUGGUACGGCGAGGAGGUCUCCGUGCUCGAGAUGGACGGCCAGUUCGACAAGCUCGAGGAGCUCAUCUACGUCGAGAGCCACCUCUCGAACACCUCGGCCAAGUUCUACGGCGAGGUGACGCAGCAGAUGCUGGCCAACUCGCGCUUCCCGGGGUCGCAGAACGGCACGGGCCUCUUCCAGACGCUCAUCGCGCUCAAGGUGCGCGAGCUCUACGAGAAGAAGGCGAAGAAGACCGUCGCCGCCUAA
Pedinophyceae sp. YPF-701 is the source of this 1149-nucleotide messenger RNA. The record is from the annotation of a GenBank genome assembly. NCBI's taxonomy places the organism in Eukaryota, Viridiplantae, Chlorophyta, Pedinophyceae.